This is a messenger RNA of Neltuma alba, 513 nucleotides long. RefSeq names its product cytochrome c oxidase subunit 6b-2-like. Lineage: Eukaryota; Viridiplantae; Streptophyta; Magnoliopsida; Fabales; Fabaceae. The record is from RefSeq and is a predicted model, not a curated record. The transcript is spliced from 4 exons. Bases 85 to 513 code for a protein of 142 amino acids. Gene Ontology annotation, cellular component: mitochondrion; respiratory chain complex IV.
CAGCGUUCAUUUGAAAUCUGACUUAUCCUGUUUGGUUUUUAACUUCCUAUCGUCUUCAUUUUUUCCUUAUACUAUUUGUCUCCUAUGUUUUUUCAGAUUGAGCUCAAAACAGCGCCUGCUGAUUUUCGCUUUCCUACAACCAAUCAAACCAGACAUUGUUUCACUCGCUAUGUUGAGUUUCAUAGGUGUGUGGCAGCAAAGGGUGAAGGCUCAGGUGAUUGUGAAAGAUUUGCCAAAUAUUAUCGUUCCCUUUGCCCCAGUGAAUGGGUUGAAAAGUGGAAUGAGCAGAGGGACAAUGGAACUUUUCCGGGCCCCUGUGAGGCAUUUUCAGAUCCCAGGAUACCCUUAAGAUUAUGCUGGUUUUCGUUGAUGAGCCGCCUUGUUCGGUUCACAGCUUUCGACGGCUCCAACAAUCGUCUCUCCGGUCCAACUCCGGCGUCGUUAGCCAACGGCAGCGGCAACUUGCCAAGAUUUAAAGCCACGUCUUUCUCAGGAAAUAAGGAACACUACUAA